CAGAUCAGAAUUAUAUACUAGUGGGAGCUCAUUAUCAGAAAAAUAUGAAGAUGUAAAAGAUGUUCUUUUCCCCUGGUCUCAAAAUGUCAACAUUGUGAUGGUUGACAAAGAACUUGAAUUUUCCUAUGCAAAAAUGUCCUUUCUGCGAGGCUUUUCCAAUGGGAUGGAGUCCACCGUACCACACACAAGGAUCGAGGAUGAAUCUGUUAUCAAGCUACUCUAUCAGUUUGAACAGGACCUGGGAAAAGGCAGUUUUGGUGUCGUCAUCCAAGCCACACACAUCCCCACAGACACCAAGCGGGCUAUCAAAAUACUCAACAAAGAAAAGGCUGGAAGCUACGCUGUGAAAAUGUUGGAGAGAGAGGUUGCCAUCUUGAAGAUGGUGAAGCAUGAGCACAUCAUUAAACUGGAUGAGGUUUACGAAACUACGAAGAAAGUCUACCUGGUCAUUGAGUUCUGUAAACUCGGGGAGUUGAAGGGAGUUCUGACAGAGAAAGGCCACUUGAGUGAAUCAGAAACCAAACACAUCAUCACCAGCUUGGCCAGCGCAAUCUUUUACCUCCACAGAAACGAUAUUAUUCACAGGGAUCUGAAGCUGGAAAACAUUCUCGUGAAGGGUAAUGAUAACCGAGAGGAUGAAGAACUGAAACUCAACAUCAAAGUGACCGAUUUUGGUUUGUCCGUGUUGAAGGAUGGAGCGGGAGUCGGCAGUGAGUCCAUGCUGCAGGACACGUGUGGCACGCCGUUAUACAUGGCCCCGGAAAUCAUCAACAACUAUGACUACAGCCAGCAAUGCGAUCUCUGGAGCAUUGGCAUCAUCAUGUACACUCUGCUGUGUGGCCAAGCUCCCUUUACAGCUACAACCUCGGAAAAACUCUACCAGGAAAUCAAGAAUGGAGAGCUGGAUUUUGCCCAUUCGUCUCUGAAGUCACUCAGUGAGAGCGGUGACUGUGUGUUAAAAAGGCUUCUAAUAGUAGAUCCCGCUCACAGGAUGACAGCGAGUGAACUGCUAAAUCACCACUGGAUAACGGGAGAUGCCAGGAAGGAGAGACCCAAAAAUGUGCUGGAAAUGAUGAAGCAGUGGAAGCUGGACACGAGCAGCGAGAGUGAGGAGUUGGCUGAAGAGAACGGAGUGGAUGAAGACAAGAACUUGGCAUCUUCUGCGGAAAGCACCAAGGCCGAGUUGAAUCCUGAUAAGCUGCAUCCUGUUGCCACAAAGCCAAGAGGUCCAAGGCAGAAGCGAUAUUCUCUUGACAGCUCGUCCCUACAGGCUACUUCGGGUUCGAAACCGCCCACACUGUUGAACAGAAAAGGACGGAGAAAGUCUGAAACUGCAGCAAACUCAAGAAUAUUGAACAAAGUAAACAGCCAGCCGGCCCUGCUGAAAAGAUAACCCCUUGCCAAGGGGGCACGUCAAGAGUUCAAGCCCUUGCACACAUUGCUAAUUCCAAGCAACUUUUCAGCAUCCGGUUAACGGACAACACUCAUACUCUUUGUUAAUUUAUUUAUCAGGAGCGUUGUUCUACCAAACACUGUUCAGCUUUCAUCUCGUAAAUGUAACGAACCGGGUCCCAUUCCUUUAUGAGACGUGCCAUCUUGUAAUCACUCUCUCGUAUAGGCCCUUUGUUAGAUAAUCACCUUGGCCAUUAUCAGAUCCAAAUUGAUAGAAAGAUUUAACAUGGAAGCAGGGCCUUCAGCCCACCGAGUCCACACUGAUCAUUGCUCACCCGUUCACAAUGAUUCUUUGUUAUCUCAAUUCCUCAUCCACACAGUAUAUAGAGGCCAAUUCACCUAUAGACAAUAGACAACAGGUGCAGGAGUAGGCCAUUCAGCCCUUCGAGCCAGCACCGCCAUUCAAUGUGAUCAUGGCUGAUCAUCCCCAAUCAGUACCCGGUUCCUGCCUUCUCCCCAUAUCCCCUGACUCCGCUAUUUUUAAGAGCCCUAUCUAGCUCUCUCUUGAAAGCAUCCAGAAAGCAUCCACUAGCCUCCACCGCCCUCUGAAGCAGAGAAUUCCACAGACUCACCACUCUCUGUGAGAAAAAGUGUUUUCUCGUCUCCGUUCUAAUAACCUGCAACUCAAUUAAAGAAAAUGAAGUUCCCUAUUUACCUGGGUAUUUCCCCGUUUUCAAUGGGAUUAUUAUUUUUAGAUUGGUUGAGAGAAACGGCAUAGAAACAGGCCCUUCGGCCCAUCAUGUCCACGCCGACCAUUGAUCACCCAUUCACACUAGUUCUAUGUUAUCCCACUUUCUCACCCAUUUGGGACAAUUUAGGGGUCAAAUAACCUACAAACCCACAGGUAUUUUGGGAUAUGGAUGGAAACCAGAGGAUCCUGAAAAAAAACCCCCACAGACAGUCACAAGGAGAACGUGGGGCAAACUCCAGACAGCACCCGAGGUCAGGAUCGAACCCGGGUCUCCGGCGCUAUGAGGCAGUGGCUUUACCCGCUGCGCCACCCUGGAGCACGUGGAGGAAACCCACCUGGUCACCGGGGGAACAUGCAAAUCUUCCCGGUGUUUAAAAAACGAUCGGAAUGUUGACCCACAAAUGGAAAACAAAUGCCACAGUUGUGGAAAUCUGGAAUUUUAAAAGGAAGUUUGAGUCAUAAUGCACAGAAACAGGCUCUUCAGCCCCAACAAGAUGCUAUGUCUAAGCUUGUCUCCUUUGUCUACCGUACCCCUCUAAACCUUUGCUUUCCACAAACCUAUCCAAGCGUGUUUUAAAUUCUGUUACAGUCCCUGCCUCAACACCUCGUUGCCUAGACUCACCAUUCUCUGCGAUAAAUAGUUGGUUCCGAUGAAACAUUUCCCCUCUUACCUUAAACCUAUGUCCUUCUUGAUUCCCCUAUUCUGGGCGUUCACCCUAUCUGUUCCCCUCAUGGUUUUACAGUCACCCCUCAGCCUCCUGCGCUCCAAAGUCCUAGCCUGCCCUUCCUCUCCCUCGAGUUCAGCCUGGAGUCCUGGCAACACCCUUGUAAAUCUCCUCCCUUUCCAGCAUGAUGACAUCCUUCCUAUAAAGUCCACUGUUAGGGCUGCCGGUGUAGGCCAUAGUCAUACGGCACAGAAACAGGCCCUUCGGCCCAUCACAUCCAUGCCAGCCAAGAUGCCCGAACUAAGCUAGUCCUAUUUUCCAACUUUUGGCCCAUAAUUGCUCGAAACCUUUCAUAUCCAUGUCACCCAGAGAGUUGUGAAUUUGCGGAAUUCUCUGCCUCAGAAGGCAGUGAAGGUCGAUUCACUGGAUGCGUUCAAAAGAGAGAGAUAGAGCUCUUAGGGCUAGCGGAAUCAAGAGAUAUGGGGAGAAGGCAGGAACGGGGUAGUGAUUGUGGAUGAUCAGCCAUGAUCACAUUGAAUAGCAGUGCUGGCACGAAGGGCCGAUUGGCCUACUUUUGCACCUAUUGCC
This is a messenger RNA of Leucoraja erinaceus (little skate), 3396 nucleotides long. RefSeq names its product serine/threonine-protein kinase 33-like. The record is from RefSeq and is a predicted model, not a curated record. The coding region runs from base 98 to 1393 and encodes 431 amino acids. Gene Ontology annotation, molecular function: protein kinase activity; ATP binding. The transcript has 12 exons. Lineage: Eukaryota; Metazoa; Chordata; Chondrichthyes; Rajiformes; Rajidae. Gene Ontology annotation, biological process: protein phosphorylation.